UAGCGGAUACACGAGGACUACGAUCAACGACAACAACUCGCCUAGAACACUAGUAUCAGUUACGGAGUUUGUAAACCAAUUGUCCACUUCAAAACGUCUCGACUUCAUUGUGCUUCAUUGCUUUCGUGACUCAGUGCGCACAAUGAUCAUGCUUCUCUAGUGCCAUGGAACUGGAAGCUUUGCCUUUGAUGAGAGAGUUAGGCCUGACAAAUCAGGAUAUUGUUUUCUUGGGAGAAGUGCGAGUGAGGCAAGAAGAUGAACUUGGUCGUGGCUCCGAUGCCGCCGUGUAUCGGCUGAACUGGCAGGGAAUAGAUAUCGCCCUGAAGGUUCUGCACCCCAUUUUGAUUGAGCCUGGUGUUCAGGACCGAGAGAGGAAAAUCCGUUCAUUCGGCCAAGAGGUAUUCCGUCUCAGUCGCACCCACCACCCCAACCUUUGUCAAUUGCUGGGCAUUGCGAGAGUUGGGCGAAACGCUGCUCUCGCGUUGGAGUUGCUGACUUCGACGUUGGAAGAGUUGAGUAUUGGUGAGGAUCGGGAUGAUGGCUUGAAGUUAAUCGGCUACCUCUGUGACACGUCGGCUGGUAUCAGAUACCUGCACCUUCGUGGUAUUAUCCACCGAGACCUCGCACCGAAAAAUGUGAUGAUCAAGAACGGAGUCGCAAAGGUAUGCGAUUUUGGUGUGGCGAAAUUCGUACGCUUGGCAUCCCCUCGUCAACAGCAGCACCAGGUGCAGGCGGCUCGAAUGGACAUGACCCGUUGCCCCGGAACGUUGGCUUUUAUGCCACCGGAGGCACUGGUAGAGCAACCAGACUAUGAUCGUCCGCUGGAUAUCUUCUCGUUGGGUGUUACGCUACUGGCUGUUAUCACUGGAGUAAUGCCAGGGAUCGACCUGAUCAACGCUCCAGCCGUUGUGAUCGUCCAGGACGCCAGUGGACGGGAAAGGACGCAGGUGGUGCCAGAGACAAGACGGCGUGCUGCUUAUCUUCGGCGACUGGCAGAUGACCACCCACUGAAGCCGCUGGCAGUUCGCUGCCACUCCAAUGAACCGAGCGAGCGACCGACCGCCGAGGAAGUACACGAGGAGAUGAAGCGAGUGUUGCAGCUGUUCACCAGUCUCUCGUCGCCUCAUCCUUCCAAUGUACCACCGGCUGUUGUACGUCGACUGGACUCUAUCUCCGAACAGCUAACCCAGCAAGCUACGUCCAUUACUGCGCUGGCCACGCGGAGUGAUACGCUAGAGGAACAGCUGACGGCCAUUACCAACAACCAGACUGCAGCACAACAACAACUGACUGCAACACAACAACAACUUGAAGCGGCCAUUACCAACAACCAGACUGCAGCACAACAACAACUGACUGAAACACAACAACAACUUGAAGCGGCCAUUACCAACAACCAGACUGCAGCACAACAACAACAGACUGCAACACAACAACAACUGACUGCAACACGUGAGCAAGUAUCCAAGAUGCAAGACGAACAGAGUACCGUAGCCCAGCGACUGGAGAUCAUUGCACAAAACCAGACAACAACACAGCAACAGCUGACUGCGAUUCAACAACAAGUAUCCACGGUACACAACGAACAAACCACCGCAAACCGCCGAGUACAAGCGCUGGCCGACCAGCUUCGUGAUACAAGUUCUGCUUCUGCCACUUCCUCUGCUACAACAGCUACGGUACCUGUUUCCAGUCCCAUUGCUGCACAAGACAGCCGGUCAAGUUCAGCUGCUGCCCCUGCCACUGCCUCUGCUACAGUAACUAGAGCUGAAGCUACAGCAGCUGCAAGCACAGCUGCUUCAUCCGUUGGUAGAGGAUAUCAUGUCUUACCUGCUAUGCCAACGCCAAGACAGAUUGCAAACAUCAAGAGACGCCGAAAGUGGAAAAAGUUAGAAGUACGGCAGGAAGUACGGCAGCAUGGCAAACGUGCCCUAGUAGCCACGUACAGUGACAGACUGGUUGCUGUGUGGUAUGAUGGUGUGGAAAUGGUCAUCACCAAGAUCGUGCAGACUUCAGACCUGAAAACAUGGCGCAGUAUUGACCUACCAAGUGAAUACAGUAAGCUGGCUACCCCAUCACUGGCAUCCCAUGGUGGUAUGCUGUACAUGUACUGUAACACACUCCCCAAGAGCACCACCAGGGGUGUGCGCUCUAUUCUGCAGUACUGCGACACACCAGAUAACGGUGAUGGCGGCCGCGGUGGUGGUGGUCGUCAAUGGGCCAAAGUUACGGACGUCCCGUCGCACUGUAACCAUAGCUGGUGUACUCUACAUGUAUGUCAUGAUUCUAUUUCUCUAUAUGGUGGCGUCCAUCAUGAUCAUGUUAGUAUCUACUCUCUAGCUAGUCAGCAGUGGAGCUCUUCUUCUGCUUUACACGAUACUGGCCUAGUAUUACCUUCAUUGCCACUACCAUGCCGCGAAGCAUCACUUGUCCCAUUCCCUGAUUCAAUGUACAUGGUUGGUGGUGGUACAUGUUGUUUCCUUAAACACCAUGAUGGUAGGUGGGUUUCCACCAGUCCACCGGAUGGUGUUGAGCUGGUGGGUAGUGCAGCAUGCGCGCUGUCUGAGCAUAGCAUGGUUAUUUGCCCCCACACUCCUGCUGCUGAGUGUGUUGUAUAUGAUAUUACAUCUCGUCAGAUCCAUUCACUACCAGCUAUGCCAGUGUACAUUGAUUACACCCCAUCUCUCACACUGUUUGGCAGUACACUGGUACUCAGUAUAGGUGCCCAUGGACCUGUCAGUCCUACUGCUCUGUACACACUGGAUAUGAGUGUGUGAGUGUAGUAGGUUACUAACUACAGUCAAUCACUGAUGAUGACUGCAGUACGCAAACUGUUAUGCAUAAUACUUCCUCUUUUCCAUCAGACUGUUGAUAAUCUCUGUUUUCACAUCAAUAUGGCUGGUCACGAAAUUUGUUCCAAAAACUAGUUGCACGCCACAGCAUCCCCUGUACAUAAUACUUGGACCUUUAAGUGAAUAUCAUUCUCACCCGUAUACUCCGUUUGUGUAUUCUGGAACCUCUGAGUUGAAAUUAUUUUCCUUCCUGUAGGCUCUCUUCUCAGUAAAUCUUGCACAAUGCAAUAUUCGCUCUUUCCUUGAUGCCUCCACAGUUGCAAUGUGAAAUCGGACCUGUGAA
This is a messenger RNA of Sycon ciliatum, 3135 nucleotides long. RefSeq names its product serine/threonine-protein kinase DDB_G0283821-like. NCBI's taxonomy places the organism in Eukaryota, Metazoa, Porifera, Calcarea, Leucosolenida, Sycettidae. The transcript has 5 exons. The record is from RefSeq and is a predicted model, not a curated record. Gene Ontology annotation, biological process: protein phosphorylation. The coding region runs from base 165 to 2777 and encodes 870 amino acids. Gene Ontology annotation, molecular function: protein binding; protein tyrosine kinase activity; ATP binding.